AUAAAUAUGUCAAAAAAUAAUAAAUUAAUAGAUGUGGCUAAAUAUUUAAGAAGGUUCUAUUAUAGAGUUCACAAUUUUGUUGAAUAUAGAAUGUUAGUGAAUCAGAAACAUAUCUUAUUUGUUGGAGGGAAUAAAAAUCCAUUGACACCAAUGUUAUAUUAGAACUUUUAUCUAAAUUGGUAAAUAGGACAUUUAGGUUUAUAAGAGGAAUUAGCUAUAAAGCCUAAUUUUAUUUUAAAUUAGGAGGAUGAUUUAUAGAAAUUGGUUGAGUAAGCAAAAAGUCGAAGUACUCAUUAUGAUGCAAUAAUAAUAUUGGAAGAUAGAAAUGGAUUGUAAGAAAUGGGAGAUAAAUUUGAGAUGCAUAAUAUGUAUAAAAGUGAAGUGAGAAGAGCAUUAAUGGCUUGUCAUAUGGCAACAAAGAUUUUAGCUUCAAAUGGGAUGAUAUGUUUUACAAUAGAUUAGAGAAGCUAUUUUGAAUAAAAAGAGGAAUAGAAUAUAUCAACAGGUAAAGUGAUGAAGGAUUGUUAGAUUGCACAUUUAUGUACAAAUUUAGGAGAGAGAGAUGAUUUAGAGACAGAUACAUUAGUAGUAGGAGCAUUGAUAGAGGAUGAUAAAUUAAGUGAUAUAGUAAAAUAUUUGAAAUUAUGGGCAGAUGGAAUUAAAAGACCAGCAAGUGGAACAUUUGCUCAUUUUAAGUAUAGCAAUCAUAAAAAACCAAUUGUAUAUCCUGAGUUAUUAUGAUGAUGAAUAUAAAUAAUAUUAUAUAUGUG
Molecule: messenger RNA, 770 nt
Organism: Paramecium sonneborni
Lineage: Eukaryota; Ciliophora; Oligohymenophorea; Peniculida; Parameciidae
Source: the annotation of a GenBank genome assembly